UCAAUCUGGCAACCCAGUCCGCAAUGAAUUAGGGGAUAGGCUUUUGCAUUCGAGGAGGAUUUGGAGGCAACAGUAACUUUUUAUUAAAUUCGCCAUUUGUGGUUCAUUCCCACCUCUGUGGUCUAUUUUUCUCAGGGCAUCCAUGCUGUGCCUGACUGCAGGACGACUGGGGACGCUGCUGUCCAGAAGGGCAGUGGCAGUUCUCGGAACCACUACUGCCAGGAUGUGUAGCCAUGGCCAUGUGUCACAGCAGGCUGACAUGUCUCUGCCCAUGUACUGGGAUCGUCGGGAUAUCCCACUACCAGACAGACCUUACAAUGAUAGCCUUACUGCGACUGAGAAGAGUCUGAAACAGAAGGAGAAAGGACCGUGGAACAUCCUUUCGAACGAGGAGAAACUUGCCUUGUACAGGAUUAUGUUUAAAGACACGUAUGCAGAGAUGAAGAAACCUUCCAGUGAGUGGAAGACUGUUCUAGGGGGACUCUUCUUCUUCAUUGGUUUGACUGGCCUGGUGGUGCUCUGGCAGCGCAUCUAUGUGUAUCCUCAUCCUCCUCAUACGUUUGAUGAAGAGUGGGAGGCUAAGCAGGUGAAGAGGAUGUUGGACAUGCGUGUGAAUCCAGUGCAGGGCUUCUCCGCUAAGUGGGACUAUGAGAAGGGCCAGUGGAAAUAAAUUCAGAGCUGGUAGUUGGAACAGUCUCACCUGUUAAAAGUAUGGUGUCUGUCACCAACCAUCCAUGAAAAGACUAAUCACAAUGAAGCAAUUAAAAAAAAAAAAUUUGAUUAAUUCUUUAAGUGAGUGGAAAUGAUGGCACGAGCCCAUUUUUCUGUCAGUAACUGAGGGUGUGCAAUAAACUGUUUAGUAUGGAAUAAA
Ictalurus furcatus (blue catfish) is the source of this 871-nucleotide messenger RNA. Its product is annotated as cytochrome c oxidase subunit 4 isoform 2, mitochondrial. NCBI's taxonomy places the organism in Eukaryota, Metazoa, Chordata, Actinopteri, Siluriformes, Ictaluridae. Gene Ontology annotation, biological process: mitochondrial electron transport, cytochrome c to oxygen. The transcript has 5 exons. The record is from RefSeq and is a predicted model, not a curated record. The coding region runs from base 143 to 670 and encodes 175 amino acids.